Aspergillus versicolor CBS 583.65 is the source of this 2315-nucleotide messenger RNA. RefSeq names its product STE20 family serine/threonine-protein kinase. Gene Ontology annotation, biological process: protein phosphorylation. NCBI's taxonomy places the organism in Eukaryota, Fungi, Ascomycota, Eurotiomycetes, Eurotiales, Aspergillaceae. Bases 270 to 2060 code for a protein of 596 amino acids. Gene Ontology annotation, molecular function: protein kinase activity; ATP binding. The record is from RefSeq and is a predicted model, not a curated record. The transcript has 6 exons.
CUCGGCAGCGUCAUCCAUUGGAUGCGAUGGACUAUUCGGGGCCCCUCAAGUAAAGAUUAAUUGAUUUACUUCGAGUGCCUGUCCCGCUGCCUUUCCACCUCUCCAAGUUGGUUUAUUUGACCUGUUCAGCUCAGCGACAGGCUCUUGCUGGACAGGAAUCAGGUAGCUGUGCGGGUCGCCCCUUGUUUUUGCUUUUCAAUCUUUUCAGCAUUCUCUCUGCUCCCCACCCCGAAGCUUCGAGCAAGCUUCAAGCUUCAAAUUUGGCAGAGAUGUCGCGAACAAUGGCGGGCGAUAUGGCAAGCCAGUACCAGAUGAUGGAGGAGCUGGGAAGUGGGAGUUUCGGAACGGUGUACAAAGCAAUCGACAAGUACACGGGAGAAAUUGUUGCGAUUAAACAUAUCGAUCUUGAGUCGAGCGAAGAUGAUAUCCAAGAAAUUCAGCAAGAGAUCUCGGUUCUGGCGACGUGCGCAAGCCCCUACGUUACCCAGUACUACGCAAGUUUCCUUCGAGGACAUAAACUAUGGAUUGUGAUGGAGUACUUGGGUGGCGGAUCGUGCCUUGACUUGCUCAAACCCGGAGUGUUCAACGAGGCGCACGUUGCGAUUGUCUGUCAACAACUUCUGCAAGGGUUGGACUACUUGCACUGCGAGGGAAAAAUUCAUCGUGACGUCAAAGCUGCCAACGUUCUUCUUUCUCACACCGGCAAGGUCAAGUUGGGGGAUUUCGGAGUUGCGGCACAGCUGACCAAUAUCAAAUCGCAACGCAAUACUUUCGUCGGAACCCCAUUCUGGAUGGCCCCGGAGGUUAUUCAACAGGCUGGAUAUGACUACAAGGCGGACAUCUGGUCGUUAGGUAUUACAGCCAUGGAAAUGAUUAACGGAGAGCCACCGCAUGCUGCCACUCAUCCGAUGAAAGUUCUAUUCCUGAUCCCGAAGGAACCUGCUCCUCGGCUGCAGGGCGAUGGAUAUAGCAAUGCCUUCAGAGACUUCAUCGCGCAGUGCUUGACCAAGGACCCCGAGCGUAGGCCUAGUGCGAAGGAACUUCUGCGACACAAGUUCAUCCGAAACGCUGGCAAGACGGAGGCCUUGCAAGAGCUUAUCCACCGCAAGCAGGACUGGGAUGGUGGACGAGGUGUGUCACGAAACGUGAAGUAUUAUGCGGAAUCUCUGAAUACUAUCACACAUUUGAAGGACGAUGAUGACUGGGUCUUUGAUACCGUCAAAGCACCCACGAUGAUCAUUCGCGAGGACUCCGAUAACUCCGAUAGCGGAUCUAUUAUUCACGAUCCUCUAUACGACGAGUCUUCUGAAAUGAUGGAAAACAUACGCAUUUCUAGUCCGCCGCCCCAGCCAAAAUAUGCAAACAAUACCGCUGUGCGCCGCGUUCCAGCACCGGACCGCAGUCCUUCCUUGCGACGACCAAAGCGGCAAUCGAGCGGUGUCAAGCAACCAUUAGGUGUGGACUUGACGUUUGGGAACAGCCCCUCCACGGUCCGCCAGUUCCGACGCGUAUCUGAUAAAGCUCCGGCUGAAGAUUCAUUCUCCUCAUAUCAGUUAGCUGGAGACGAAAAUAGUCCCAAGUCUAUAUAUUCUGAAAGCAACAGCAAGGAGGCUCAAUUAGGCCGUCGAGCAUACAGCAAAGCCGUAGGCCACGCUUGCCAGGAGGUGUUGGGCACCACAGCAGACCAGGAGAAGCGGGAAGCGAUUUCCCGACUUGCGGAAGCCUGGAGCGAUCUCGAGAUGGCCGACCCCGAGGGCCUAUACCACAUCCUCAAAGCCACAAAUGAGAAACUCUCUAGCGAUCCGAAGCUGUCAGGUCUCGUCCCACAGGCUCCACCACCCGAAUCCCCACAAAGGCCACGCCUGGUUCUUGCACAGAACAACCCACACCUGAAAAGCCACCGUCGACGCCAGUCAGCUGUGGUCGAGCCAAACCCGCAGCCACAGCUCGCCAACCUCCCCAGCCAGCCGGUGCCGGGCAUGGAGCAUAUCAAGCAACUCUCUGAUGUUCUCUACCAACGGUGGUCCGAUGGUCUUCGCAACCGAUGGCCCGGAGUAUAAAGCAUACAUUUUGUUUCUUUUGCUGUAUAAAACGGACACAGGCGUUUAAUACUCGGUUUCUGCGCUUUCCCGACGCUCGUUUCCUAGCUCGACAUAAUACCCUCACCCUUCGACAUAACAUCGAGGCUUUCAUCGCAUCCCGCGUCAUUGCGUGAGGGCAGCUGUGAUCUCGAUGCUGUUUUCCCUCUACACUGUUAAUUUGCCCCUAUCUUGGCACUCCUCCAGAACUGGGUUCUGGGUGGAUUUUCGUGAUUC